GCGGCGCGCGCUGGCCCCAGUCUCGGCCUCUGGGCGAUUUCCUCCGGACCCAGGCUCUCCGCCCGAGGAGGAAGAUGCAGACCUUUCUGAAAGGGAAGAGAGUCGGCUACUGGCUGAGCGAGAAGAAAAUCAAGAAGCUCAAUUUCCAGGCCUUCGCCGAGCUGUGCAGGAAACGAGGCAUAGAGGUCGUGCAGCUCUGCCUCAGACUCUCGUGAGGAUCGCAGGAGUCCCUGCAUGCCACAGGUUCGGAACAGAGCCUGGCACAGACUGAAUCUCAGCCGACCAAUUGAGGAGCAGGGGCCCCUGGAUGUCAUUAUCCACAAGCUGACCGAUGUCAUCCUCGAAGCUGACCAGAAUGACAGCCAGUCCCUGGAGCUGGUGCACAGGUUCCAGGAGUACAUCGAUGCGCAUCCAGAGACCAUCAUCCUGGACCCUCUCCCUGCCAUCAGGACACUGCUGGACCGCUCCAAAUCCUAUGAGCUCAUCCGGAAGAUUGAGGCCUACAUGAAAGAUGACAGGAUCUGCUCCCCGCCCUUCAUGGAGCUCACGAGCCUGUGUGGAAAUGACACUGUGCGGCUGCUGGAGCAGAAUGGCCUGGCCUUCCCCUUCAUUUGUAAAACCCGAGUGGCCCAUGGCACCAACUCUCAUGAGAUGGCCAUCGUGUUCAACCAGGAGGGCCUGAGUGCCAUCCAGCCGCCCUGUGUGGUCCAGAACUUCAUCAACCACAAUGCUGUGCUCUACAAGGUGUUCGUCGUGGGCGAGUCCUACACCGUGGUCCAGAGGCCCUCGCUUAAGAACUUCUCCGCCGGCACAUCAGACCGAGAGUCCAUCUUCUUCAACAGCCACAAUGUGUCAAAGCCAGAGUCAUCGUCGGUCCUCACCGAGCUGGACAAGAUCGAGGGUGUGUUCGAGCGGCCCAGCGACGAGGUCAUCCGGGAGCUGUCCCGGGCCCUCCGCCAGGCGCUGGGCGUGUCGCUCUUCGGGAUUGACAUCAUCAUCAACAACCAGACGGGGCAGCACGCGGUCAUCGACAUCAACGCCUUCCCAGGAUACGAGGGUGUGAGCGAGUUCUUCACGGACCUCUUGAAUCACAUCGCCACCGUCCUGCAGGACCAGAGCACCAGUGUGGCUGCCGCGGGGGAUGUGGCCCCUCUGAGGCACAGCAGGCUCCUGGCCGAGCAGUCGGGCAGCCUGGCGGGCGAGCGGACGUGCAGCGCCGGCCCUGGCUGCUGCAGCAGCCUGAUGGGCCAGGACACGCCCUGGACCGCAGAGGCCGACACGGGCGGCGUGGGCGCAGGUGGCUCUGCCAAGCUGCCGCACCAGAGACUCGGCUGCACUGGCGGCGUGUCGCCCAGCUUCCAGCAGCACUGCGUGGCCUCCCUGGCCACCAAGGCCUCCUCGCAGUAGCCAUGGAGCUCAAGACCCAGAGGGGCAGCGCGGAGCGCAGAUAUACCCGCUGGGCCAGCAGCUCCCGAUGGGGACGCUACUGAGAAUUCCCGAUGAUCUGAUGCUUCUUUUUUUAAUUUUUAAUCUGAUUUUAUGAUGUCAUGAUUUAAAGGAGGGGUAGGGGGAAGAUGAAGAGAGCACCUAGUAGCCCAGCUCAUGGGAAAGGGGCACCCUGCCUAGUUCCUGCUGUGCAGAUCUCUUCACACUGAGUUUACACAUGCUUGUGUUUUCAACACUAGGUGUGAAUGUGAAGUGGAUGUGUGUGUGUGUGCAGGCGUGUGUGUGUGUGCGUGCGUGUGUGUGUGUGUGUGUGAUUGCUGUGCAAGUGUGCAUGGUUGUGUGCGUCUGUCUCCAUGGCUGCUGUGGGCCAGGCCUUUGGGGACCCUGCGAGGAGGCCUGGAUGUGCGGUUGGUGGCUGCAGAGUGAACCGAGGCACGGUUCCUCGCCCUCCCAGCUCCAGGCCGCCCCCGCCCAGACCUUCCCCUCCCCCUGCCGUGUCUUCUGGACCAGCAGCCCCCACGUGUGUGGCCGAACCCUCACGCUAAGCCAGGGAGCUCUCAGGCCCUUUGGCAGAGCUUGUGCUGGGGAUCUGCACUGUGACCCGCCUUCCCACUCCAGGGAUGGGAGAGGAAGCUCCCGGGGGAGAGGCCAGGGCCCCUGGUUGCUGCCACUCUUCCCCUGCUCCCCGGAGUCACCAGGCCUCUCCAUGUAGGUCCAGCCCAGUGCUGACCCUUGCCAGGAUCCCUGGGCUGAGUCCACCUGUGCCCAGGAUUUGUGCUGGGACUUAGAACAAUUUUCCUGAGUCUUUGGGCCUCUGUCCCCUCGUCCCUAGUGGGUAGCCGAGACCAGAGAACUGAAGAGCUGGCUUUGCGCCCUAGCCCAGAGCGGCAGUCUGCUUUCUCUGUGGCACUGGGCAGGGUGAGACAUGGAGCCUCUGGGGGGCAUCAGAGCCAUCUGAGGUCUCUUCCAGGGCAGGAAGGGGACACCCAGGCCGUGUGGGUCCACUGCUGUCCACCUGCAGCAGCCCUUAUCCCGCAAGCAGGCACCGCACAGCCCUCCUGGUCUUCGUAAGCCCAGGCACUAAGCCAGCCCUCGAGGAACUGCACCCCACCCCAGCCUCACCUGUCCUGUCGUCAUGGCUGCGGGCUGACCACAGUUGAUACCAGGGUCCAGGGUCCAGGGGAUGGGGGCAUCUGAACAGCCUUCUCUGCCCAGAGUGUGUGGAGCCUGGGACUCCCUGACAGCAUCUUGUGUCAUAAGAAACCAGUCGACUUUGGAAGAGAAAAGGCCUCUGAUCUGCCCUCUGUAGUCCUGUGAGGCAGAGGACACUGGAAGGGGCCCAGAGUGGCCCUAGGGAGGCUGCCAAGGCAGGCACACAGUGGGGUUUCUGAAGGCUUCCUUCCUUCAGGGCGGGGCCAGGCUGAGGGGCGGAAGCCAAAGUGCCCAGCUUCCUUGGAAAACGGGCCCUGGGCCGCCAUGGUUACGUGAACCAAGUGUUGCCCUGAUGGUGUCUGACCCUGAGUCCGGGAAGCAGGAAAGCGUGGCCAGCCUCUUGCACUGCUUUGUUUCCGAAAUAAACUACUGAAAUCAAACUGCAUUUCACACGUGUUUACAAAAUGUUGCUCGCGUUUGUUAUGUCAUCCUCCUGAUCUUUAAAGAAAAGAUGUCUAAUAAAGCAGCUUUAUGCCUUUUAAAUAAAA
Cavia porcellus (domestic guinea pig) is the source of this 3146-nucleotide messenger RNA. It is a transcript of the gene Itpk1, whose product is annotated as inositol-tetrakisphosphate 1-kinase. NCBI's taxonomy places the organism in Eukaryota, Metazoa, Chordata, Mammalia, Rodentia, Caviidae. The record is from RefSeq and is a predicted model, not a curated record. Bases 235 to 1407 code for a protein of 390 amino acids. The transcript is spliced from 11 exons. Gene Ontology annotation, molecular function: inositol-3,4,5,6-tetrakisphosphate 1-kinase activity; magnesium ion binding; inositol-1,3,4-trisphosphate 5-kinase activity. Gene Ontology annotation, cellular component: cytoplasm. Gene Ontology annotation, biological process: inositol trisphosphate metabolic process.